CGGAAGAGUCGUUGGGAAAACGUUAUUGAAUCCCUACUAUAGAUUACACCAAAUUUAACGCUUGCAAGAGUUACAGAUUAGAGAAAAAUUUAACCUAUAUAUAAGAUCCGUAAUUUAGUUUAAAAUUCAUUCACGGGAUUGUUGACGUUUUCGGACUUUUUGAAUUGUCCUUUUCUUUUUGUCUUGAAGUUGAAAGCUACAAAGCAUGGAAGACAAAACCAAAGUCGUUGAACAGUACAAAGAGGGCGAUGAAAAUCCAACCAGCUGGAAAUUAAGAAAAAACUUUUUGAUCAUGCAUUAUGACAAAUUUCCCGAGAAUAGACUUGUUUGUUUAUCUAAAUGUUACAUUAAUGUUAAGAUUGAUGGGUGCCGUUACCCAGACCCAGUUAUGACCCAGUUGCAUGAACUGAGCAAAGAACUGGGCGAAACUAUGUAAAUAACAAAAACAGAACAUCCAAAAUUGUUAGUAAAAACAGUAAUAAUUAACUGUGUUACAAAUAUGGAUGAAAACAAAAUGUGCAGUUUUAAUGUUGAGAAGUUCCAUGAGGUGGAUGAGAAUCCAUCCAGUUGGAAAUUGAGAAAACUUUUUUUACAAGCUCAUUGGAGCAAAUUUCAAGAAGAUCGACUAAUUUGUUUGUCCAAGUGUUUUGUGAAUGUAGAACAGGAUGGAUGUACAUAUCCAGAACGCGUUAUGAGGCAACUUGCUGAACUACGCAAGGAGUUGCCUGAAAUUGUUGAGGAACAAAAAGAUAACAGGAAGAGAAAAGCCUAUACAAUGAACUUUGUCAAGGCCUCGGAUACCCAGGAUAUUGGUUCAUUACCUGUUGAUGGUGAAUUGCCAAUGUCUAGUACUAUGACCAGUACUAGUUCAGCGUAUAAUUCUUUCCAAAAUAAUAAUGCAUCUUACGGUUUUGUUAAAUCGGAUGUAGAAUAUAAAAGUACUGAUAUUUCUGACACCAGUCACGAAAGUAUAGAGAUUGAGCCAAACCGGAAACGACCCAAAAAAAUGAAAUAUGCAUCUGAGAAUUUUAAAACAGCUUUACAAGAUUUGCAGGUGUUAGAUCAAAGUAGACAGGGGGAAGAACUAGAUGAACAUUUUGCUAGUCUUGGCAAAACUGUGAAACUGUUGCAAAAUCCAAUAAAAAAUGACAUUGAAAUUCUGUAUGAGGCAGUGUCAAAGAUUCACAUGGGUAUACAAUUUAACAUUGAUUUUGUUGAAAAUGGAAGCUGUUUUGAAUGUGUGCUGCAAGUUGACUCUGUGGAAGUAGCAAGAGAGAAAGGUCCAAACAAGAAAGCAGCUAAACACAAUGCUUUCAAGGCAGCCAGCAAAAAACUGUUGAUGAAAUACCUUAGUGUAAUUUCUUCAAAGCUGGAGAGCUCUGAUGUCCCAUUUACUAAAGAAGAAAUACCAGAUAACGAAGUGUCUUACGAAAGUAAUCUGAAUCAGUUGCCAAAAAGCAAUUUUAAGAUGCGGCAUGAAAAUUCUUUGAAACCUCUGAAUCAGUUUCUUAUCAUGCAGCCUGUUAAUGCAGGUAUAACAUCUUCCAUGCAGAUUCUUCGACAGAGUGCAGACUUCAACAAAGCUUUGUUGUCAUACUAUUUUUAUCCUGAUAUUGGUGGGAUGAAAUGUUGUGUGGCUAUUAACGAGGUGCCCGUGAUUGAAUGUCUGGCUUGUACCAAGCAAGCAGCCAAAUACAAAGCGUCUGAUAUGGCACUGGAGCUUUUGAGAGAUGAAUGUUGGACAAUUUGCUUGAAGCAGUGUGUUGACACUGACCAGGCAAGUUUGUCCAAAGAGGAAGUUCUUGGUGAUAUCGAGAAACAGUCGGAGCAGAUUCCUGAGAGUAACGUAGGUAACAAAUUACUGAGGAAAAUGGGUUGGGCUGGAGGUGGAGUGGGGAAGGAUGGAACAGGUAUUGCUGACCCAGUAGCUGUUGAGCAGGUGAUAAACCGUGAAGGCUUGGGACUACAGGCACAGAAAGGCAUCUCGGUCGAUGUCAAAGCCAAGCUGGAGGGCCUGAUCUUGAACUAUGCUCGAUCCAACAGGGAAGAUGAUUUGGUGUUUACAUCUGAUUUUACAAAGGAAGAACGUGCUAUUCUUCACCUGUACAGUCAGAAACUUGGGCUGAUAUCUCGUAGCCAUGGCAAAGGUGACAGCCGGUAUUUGACAGUAAGACGGAAGAGGUCAGCUGACCAGCUGUUCAAUCACAUCAUGAAUCAUGGAGGGUCCACCUCAAAAUACGACUUGUUUGCUCCAGGAACUUUUCCAUUUGAUUGCUGAAACUAACUAGUGUAGAUUUGAACAUGUACAUUUACCAUGGUUUUAAUUUUUCUGUUUUUAACAAAUCACAAUUAGCAAUUUUCACCGUGUAAUUUGAGUAUGUUACAUAUUUGUGUAGUGUAGAAAAUUGUAUUUACAUUUAAAAAACCUUCAUACACUAAUGUUUGUAUGACAAUACAUCUGAAUGAUUUAUUUUAAAAACUUUAGAACUGUUACAGUGAAAUGAAGUAAUUAUUAUUAUAUAAAAUACUUCCCCUAAUUUGGGAACAACAGGUUUUUUGGUCUGUUCUGAACACCGUCUCUUUUAGAUUAGUAAUGUUACUAAUUUGCUGAAGAGAUGUGGAUAUUCAGAAAUCUAUUUCAAGUUAUUUUAGUACAAUUAAAGCUUAGUAUUUUAGUGGUUUUGAGGUCAGCAUGUUUUGUACCUAAUUUGGGCAUUUAUUUCCUUGACUUUGAUACAGAAUAAAGCUUUGACUUGAC
Messenger RNA from Gigantopelta aegis, 2758 nucleotides. Its product is annotated as NF-kappa-B-repressing factor-like. Gene Ontology annotation, molecular function: nucleic acid binding. NCBI's taxonomy places the organism in Eukaryota, Metazoa, Mollusca, Gastropoda, Neomphalida, Peltospiridae. The record is from RefSeq and is a predicted model, not a curated record.